Messenger RNA from Medioppia subpectinata, 787 nucleotides. The record is from the annotation of a GenBank genome assembly. Lineage: Eukaryota; Metazoa; Arthropoda; Arachnida; Sarcoptiformes; Oppiidae.
AUGUGUCCAGGAAUAAUGGCGUCGAAAGCAAACACAGCGUCACUGAUCGACACUCGGGCCGAGUUGGCCGACCUCGUGAAGCGCAGGGCAGAGAUCGCCGAGACGUUGUGUUCAUUGGAGCGCCAGAUAUACGCCUUCGAGGGCUCGUACUUAGAGGACACCCAUCUCUACGGCAAUAUCAUCCGCGGUUGGGAUCGCUAUCUCAUGGCCAACAGGAACACAAACAGCAAAUCAGACAAAAGGAACCGAAAGUUCAAAGAAGCGGACCGUCUCUUCUCCAAGUCUUCCAUUACAUCCAUUCAAGCGGUCUCUGGACAGCAGUCGGAGAAAGAGUCGGCCGAUCAUAGCUCUGACAACGAGUCACACAAUGCCAACAGCGGUCCCGAAGAUGCGGGAGCGGACGGCCCUCUGUCUGCCGAUGAAGGCGUCACUCCCUCUAAGAUAGCGAAGUCAUCGCAGAAUCGGUCCAAAAAGGCCACUUCCAAGAGAUCCAGACAUAAAGCGAGUGAUGACUGAAGCGAUUGGUAUUGUCUUAAUUGUUGAUUGAAAUGAGAAGUGAAUGAUAAUCAUUGGAUCCGAAGAUAUUUGUAACGUUUAAGCUGUGGUCUCAUUAUAACAAUGAUUUCAUGAAUUACUUAUGAUAUAAACUCUAAAUCGUAUUAAAUGUAAAAUAAUGUCAUUUUUAUAACAAUUUCUAUUGAAUUAAUUUGUAUUUAUUUGAAUCAAUCGUAUGUACAGUGAUAUGAUUUUUGAUGCAUUUAAUAAUAAUAAAUCAUUUAUUCAAUUA